Molecule: messenger RNA, 1063 nt
Organism: Drosophila kikkawai
Lineage: Eukaryota; Metazoa; Arthropoda; Insecta; Diptera; Drosophilidae
Source: RefSeq, a predicted model, not a curated record
UUUUCUGGUGGCAUACGUUUAUCAUUCUGUUUAGCCACUCCACGCAUAUUAUAUAUAUUUCGUAGUUCACCAAACCAAAGUUAAUUUUCAAAAAACUUCUAGCGAUUCCAGUGGACAUAGUGAAGAAACAUGUCCAAUCUGCAGGAUGUGCCGCUCAACGAAUCGGAGGGCCUGCCAGGGGAGGAUGCCCAAAUGUCCAAGACCAAUUCGCUGAAACGCUUUUUUAAGCUCAGCAAGAAGCCGGCCCUGAAGGAAUACGGAAGUGAGACCUCCAUUGAGGGCGACAACAAGGAACUGGGCAAGUCCAAGACUUUGAGUCGUAUAUUUUCACGAAGGAAAAUACCCAACAAGGAUGGACCGAAAAAGGAUGAACCUAACACAGAUGGGCCCGAGCAGUCGAGCUCCAUGAGCACCCCCAACCAGCAGGAUAAGCCCUUGACCACCACGAAACCGGGCGUUAAGUCAUCCAUGUCGAUGUACUGGAAGCGGCUGUUCCACCUUCACAAGGCCCAGAAUCAGGAUGAGGGGUCUGGGCCUGAACAGACAGCCGUCAAUGGGCCGGAGGAGGUGCACGAACUGCAGUUGGUGCCGAAUGAUUCGGAGGUCCAGAUCCAGGACUCGAACGAACCAGAUCUCGAAGCAAAGCCAAAGCUGCAGCCGGAAGCGGCACCGAAGACGCAAUCGGAAAAGGCACCGAAGACGCAACUGGAAAAGGUCCCAAAGCCGCAACCGGAAACAACCCAGAAGCAGCAACCAGAAAAGGCCCCAAAGCCAGAGUCCAAGAAGCUCAACUCCGAUGAGAAGAUUCUUAGCGCCUUGGAGAGCGGUCUUGUCGCUCAGCCAAAGGAGGAGAAACCCAAAGAGCCAGCUCCGGUUGUUGCCAAUCCCUAACAAUAGGACGCCAGAAGACCAGUACUUAGCAAUCGGUUGGGGUAGGGUUCCAUAACACAGUUAUUUGCCUGGAGCAUUGCCAACGAAACAAAUCUAAACACUUUGUUGCAUUAAUUCCAAGAAAUGUAAUUGCAAGUUUAAUCCGCGAUAAAGCCACACAUUUAUGCAUUAA